GAGAUGAAGAGCCAGGGAGAGGGGAGCUGGGACAAUCCAAAGUUCUCAUACAUGGGUUCCUGCAGCGUUCCUGAUAUAUGGACAUGGAUCAACAGCCUUCCACAAUCACCCCAAUGGGAAACAGACUCUCUCUCUAUCUCCAUAUGCUCCCCGAAACCAAACCAACCAGCCCUCAAAUUCUCAAUAAAAAAGCACCCUCUCCUUUCAAACUCAGUCGUCUUUUCACUCCUAAUCGAUCUCCGUUUCCCCAUCAUUCUUUGGUCUUCCAACCCCUGUGAACUCAACCCCCAAACCCUAAAACCAUAUCAACAAACCACUUUCUCUCUUUUCCUCAACUUCAUCACUCAUGUCCUCCAUUAUUCCUCUAAUACAAAACCCUCACCUACCAUAGUAAACGUUCACAUAACCCCAAAAGACCCCAAAUUUCCUGAAUUCUUCAACCUCUGUUUUGCCUCAAUGUCCUUGUGUGUGUGCAUAUACGAGGCCCCCCAAGACAUCCGAAACAUCUGCCUCCGCACGUUCCAGCGCCAUCUUACCCACAAUAAAUCAAAACAAACCCAAAAACACUUUCUCCAAGCUAUAGGUUCAAACCUAGAGGAGCAAUGGAUGAGGUCACUAGCACUAGCCAUCACUAAUAUAGGCCCAGGGAUAGCCCUAGAGCUCGGACCCUAUUCCUAUGCAACACCCAUUUUUGGGGCCUGGAAACUACGACUCUAUUGUCCUAUUGCUGCAAUGAAACAAGUGGGUGAGAGCUCAGGUGAGUGCUCAACGGAUGACCGCUUGCUAUUCUCUCUAAGACACCACCACCUUGAGACCGUGCUCCAACUUCGCUACUCACUGGCUUUUCAACACAAUUGGGUUGAUGUAUUCAUGAGCAUCGAUAACAUAAGGUGCGACAUUGUUCCCUUGGUCACCGAUGCAUUACUAGAGAGACGUGGAGCAGGAGAAGAAGAGAAGCACUUCCCCUCACGUAUCUCUCUGUAUGUAACCCCCAUUGAUGAUGCAAAUCUCUUAUCAGUUUCAGUUUUCAAAUCUUCAGACAACCCUACUCAUGAGAUUGGGACUGAAAGGGGAAUUGAAACUGGGUUUGAUGCUCCCCAAUCUUACUUUGGUGUCAAGGUCUCGGCCACUGACAGCAAUAGCAUGAGCAUGAAGCCAUGGAGGUUUGAGCAGAGUGCAGAGGGAAGUAGUGGGACCAUGAGCUGGUUCUUGCAUGAUAGCAUGGAUGGGAGGGAGGUCUUCUCAUCUAGGCCUUCUAAGAUGACAUUGAUUCAACCAAAAGUGUGGUUUCGGGACCGAUAUUGCAAUGCCUAUAGGCCUUUUACCAAGCAAGGAGGGGUUGUUUUUGCAAGGGAUGAGUACGGUGAGGGGAUUGCAUGGAGGCUUAGGAAAGAAGUGAAGGGCAUGCUUACGAAUUGGGAGAUCAAGGGGAGUGUUUAUGUGACAUAUUGGCCAAACAAAUAUCGAACUUUUUUCUGUGAGACCAAGUUUGUGGAGUUUCAGGAAAUUGUCCAGCUUGGCCUAGUGGAAAAGAGUUUCUGUGAGCCUAGUAUGGCCAAAGAGGGCACAGGGUUAAGUCGUUAAGCCUUAUGGACACUAUCCUGAGGGUCUGCUUUCUUUUCUUACCUUUUUUUCUCUCCCCUUCUUAGUAUACGUUCUGUCUGCUUGUGCUCCAAGCCACUACUUGUUAUAUACUUUCCCUAAACCAUGGAUGGGUAUGGAGACUUGCGAGAAUGUUAACAUUUUGAUUCCAUCAAGUUCAAUUAUUGUUUCCAUCAGUAGAGAGCAUAAACUCGUAUGUAUGCAAAACUGCUUUGCUCUAUAAUAUAUUUUAUUUUGAUGUAAUUAGACCAAGUCAACUAGCUCUUUGUGUAUCCCAUCCUGCAGUGUUCCUAAUUGCAAACAUUAUCUA
Messenger RNA from Amborella trichopoda, 1912 nucleotides. RefSeq names its product neuronal PAS domain protein. Lineage: Eukaryota; Viridiplantae; Streptophyta; Magnoliopsida; Amborellales; Amborellaceae. The record is from RefSeq and is a predicted model, not a curated record.